Messenger RNA from Melanaphis sacchari, 1544 nucleotides. RefSeq names its product rhomboid-related protein 2 (gene rho-4). The record is from RefSeq and is a predicted model, not a curated record. Gene Ontology annotation, cellular component: membrane. Gene Ontology annotation, molecular function: calcium ion binding; serine-type endopeptidase activity. Lineage: Eukaryota; Metazoa; Arthropoda; Insecta; Hemiptera; Aphididae.
UGUACGAGUGUGCCUGAAACCGAUAAGCAAUCAAAUCGGUUGUAUGAUAUUUAAUUGUCGAGUGUCGACAAAUUCUUUGAAAACAGAAUGUAAUUAAUAUUUAAUAAUUAUUAUUAAUUUCGAUCUGUCGGCUCUCGCCAACAGUUUUUUUCUUACCUUUUUGUGUCAACGUACUUGUCUAAAAUGUCUCAUCAGCAACAACAACAAUUCCAGAGCAUACCACUGGAUAGCGUCGAAUCGCAAUGGGAAAUAUUAUUUAAUCGCUUUGACAGAAAUCGUGAUGGUAAAAUUUCUAUUAAUGAGUUACAUCAUGCCUUAAAACGAGGAGCUGGUGAACAAUACAAUAUACCUCCUAAAAUUUUGGCUAUAAUUGCACAAAAAGCUGAUCACAACCAAGAUGGAUACAUUAACUUUAGAGAAUUUUUACAUUUGAUGGAAGAAGAACCAAUAGCUAAAAGUUUGACUACAAAUUUGUUAAAUAAAUAUAUCCAUUAUACAAUUGUACCAAGAGAACCUCCUAGAUUGCGCACUGGAGGAUUAGAUCACACUGAUGGCGAUUAUGAAGAUGAAUACUCGUGUAAUCCACCAGCAUUAUGUAUGGUUAUUGUUAGUCUGAUUGAGGUCAUAUUUUUUACUUGGGAUGUUAUGAAAUUGAAAACAACAGAGUCAAUCCAAGGACCUAUGGCUUCAACAUUUAUUUACAAUCCUCAUCGAAGACGUGAAGCUUGGAGGUUUCUGUCCUAUAUGUUUGUACAUGUUGGAAAGACUCAUUUGAUAGUUAACUUAAUUGUACAGUUAUUACUUGGAAUACCAUUGGAGAUGGUUCAUCGUGGUUGGAGAGUUGUGUUAAUUUAUUUAUCAGGAGUUUUAGCUGGUUCACUAGCAACAUCAGUAACUGAUCCUAAAGUUUAUUUAGCUGGUGCUUCUGGAGGUGUUUAUGCUUUGAUCACAGCACACGUAGCUACUAUAAUUAUAAAUUGGUCUGAAAUGGAUUUUGCUAUUUACCAACUCUUGACAUUUGCUUUCCUGAUUUUCUUUGAUUUUGGGUCAUCUAUUUACAAUCGCUAUUUUGUUGAAGUGGACAAUCAGAUUGGUUAUACUGCACACUUGGCUGGUGCAAUUGCUGGUCUACUUGUUGGAGUGUACACUUUGAGAAACCUUAAUGUUCGUCCAUGGGAAAAAAUAUUAUGUUGGUCAUGUUUUGUCAUAUAUGUGUUGUUGAUAGGUUCAGGCGUUAUGUGGAAUUUAGUAUUUCCUGAAUAUUUUUCAAAAGAACAAUAUUAAAAGUUAAAAUUAUAUUAGUAUCAAAUUGUGAACUAAUUUUAUGUAUUGCACAAAUAUUUUUAAAAAACAAUUUGUGAUUUUUAUAAAAAUAAACUAUUCAUUUAUUAUUGUAUUAAAUAUCAAUAUUUUAUAUAAUAGAUCCAAUUUCACAAAAGUUAUGAGCUUUAUUACUUUAUAGUUUAUAUUGUAUGAUUAUUAUAAUAGUGAAUUAUAUAUUAUCAAGUUGAUGUGUGUUAUAUAGAUUUGUAUUAUAUUUUUUU